ACCAAUAUGUUAAACUUUUAAAUACAAACAAAUCAGGCUUCGUUUGUCGGAAUAAAAUUCGCUUAAAAUACUGAUACUAUUAAAAACUGAUCGUGGUUGAAAUGGAUCGGUGUCCAGAUUACUUGAUGAAACAUCCGCAUAAAUAUGCAGGAAUUUAUAGAAGUCCGGACAAAAUUAAGAACUUCAAAAUAAAACUAACAUUGUGGAAGAUAACGGAUAAGCCAAAAAAAUCCGCGGAGAAGCUAGAGGAGAAGGUAUUUUCCUGGCAAGAGAAAUGCUUCAGCAGGCAUCACCACCAGUUCUAUCGGGACGAAAGAAAUUGUGUUACAGAUUUGGAUAAACGAUACUUUAAAAUAUUAAAUGAGAUGAAUGAAAGUAACGAUAACUCCUUAUUUUCUUACGUUAACGAAGAUCGUUAUGAUAUACCAAACGACAGGACAAUCAAGACAAAUAAUUAUUUAAAAAAUAUAUUGGAUGGUUCUGGUAAGUUCAAUGACAGUUUGCGUGAGGAAGAAUAUGAUUUCCAUUCGCAUCUGUUGGAGUCAAUGCAAUACCCGGUAAUCAUCAGUGAUUUGGAAAGGAUGUUUUUAAUGGUCGAUUUGGGUGAAUCUUUAGGCAAUACUUGGAUUCCAAAUGAGGUGCUUUUAUGCGCAAUUAAGUACAACAAAAGGACAAAAUGUCUUACGGUCGAUCCCGAUUUUACCACUACAAUGCCUUACCGUUCCGAGAUCCCUGCGCCAGAAGAUAUAAAGUACUGUUUUUUUGUUGAAAAUUAUUCGCAAGAUAUACCCGAAGCUGUCGAGUUAAAAGAAGACGCCAUGGUUAAAAAGAUUAGUAGCCUCAAAAUGUCGCUCCAGUAUGCAGACUUGGGCCGGUUCGAGUUGCCCCCUAAAAAUAAAUUGCUCGUUUAUCUUUUCUUCGACAUUAAUUCAGGACUCGGCUUCGAGUAUCCCGACUUAUUUGUCGAGUAUUUUAUAGAUUUGAGGGGAGAGUGGAAAUGUCAAAACACGAAAGAUUUGAGGGGCCGCACCCAGAUCUGUAGGUCGAAGGGUAAAGGGAGUACAGUGCACUUUGGGCAUUGCAUCGAACUGGUGCUCCACUGUAACAUUCAGGAAUUGGAAAGGGCGGAGACCCUGAACUCGCCAUAUAUAUACUUUGAGGUUAUCUCGAGGGACUCGUGGGAACGGCACCGGACUGAAGGGUUAUGCUAUCGAGGCAUCCCUUUAGGGACUGCUGGUGCUUUCACUUUCACGUUACACUGUAUUCGAUUUCUUCCUGAUAACAUUCUCGGGCGGCUCAGGAGAUCUUUCAUUGGCGACUACAAAAAUUAUAACGACUUGACGUGGAUCGGAAUUCCGCAACAAUUCCAGGGUAAGGUUCUGAAUAAGUUUGGCACGAACACACUCACCACUGGCGAGUUAAAUGUGAGGCUAAGUGUCUUACAUCAGUCGCAAGCUUUUCUGGAAGGACUUGGUGACGAUUCGGGACUGAUUUUUAAUAAACUAAAGUCUUCGGGAUUGAUAAAAAGCGUCGACGAAGUACUGCAGGCGUUCAAACGAGCGAGGCGGCAGAUGAUGGAAGCCAGGAAGAAUUUGUAGGUUUAUAUCAAUAAUAAAACCCUUUGAAAAUAGUUUUAUAUAUGUUAAAAAAAUGUAUUUACCAGAAAAACUCAACUUUUUAUAAUUGCGUCUAUAACUAUUACAUAAAACAAAAUGGAUGUUUUUUUUUAAUAAUAGUAUAAAUACGGUUAUGCUCAUUCGUCUUUUCUCAACAAAACCAACAAAAUACUUGCUUAUUUCUACAUUAUAAUGCAGAAGGAUAACAACAUGGAUGCACGAUGUUACCAUAAAGCCAACAGCAUUCAAUCAAUGCCGAACAUGCACAGAAUAGAACGAGAAAACUUGUUUUUUCUCGGGUGGGCUAGACUGCUGUGGUUAAGCGCCCAUGUUCUGGUAUCUGCCAAGGAUUUUUCUUUUGGUUGCGUUCAUUCAUCUCUCCUUUCUUGAAGCUGCUACAUAGGCAAUUUGCUAGCACCAGUGGUAUUUUUUUGAGAAAUGUCAGAUAAACAUCAUUGUAGUAUCUGGGAUAGCACGUAAACCGGCCAAAGCAGCGGAUAACACCGUCCCAGAAUAAACACAUUUGGGGACGCAACUAACCAACGGUAACGAACUUGGCAACACCAUCAAUUCUUAUGACGCAAAUAUUCCCAAAUGCAAUGUAAUUUCUAUAGACAAACGUACCU
This is a messenger RNA of Cylas formicarius (sweet potato weevil), 2242 nucleotides long. RefSeq names its product tectonic-like complex member MKS1 (gene Mks1). Gene Ontology annotation, biological process: cilium assembly. The record is from RefSeq and is a predicted model, not a curated record. Gene Ontology annotation, cellular component: MKS complex. Lineage: Eukaryota; Metazoa; Arthropoda; Insecta; Coleoptera; Brentidae. The coding region runs from base 102 to 1598 and encodes 498 amino acids. The transcript has 6 exons.